CGACUCGACAAAUUUACAUGUUCACAGAUUCUGUGAAAUAUGACUGUAAAGUGUAAAAGUUUGAAGCCUGUUAGAAUUCCUUCUGUCUCAAACGUCAGUGGCAAAAAGCAUGUAAUAGAUACAUCGGAUUCGCCACAAAGGAUUUGCCACGUCUGUGUUCUUCUAGCGGAACGGAUAACAAUAGGAAUCAUCCGAAAUAGAUGUGGAAUCAUUACAUAAAUUGGUACAGCAGCUCAGACAAAGAGAAAAGGAACUUGUUCAUGAAAAACAAGAAAUGGAAAAUGAAUUUGGUCAGAAAAGAGCACAAUUGAAGGAUCUUUUUAUUCAAAAAGAAGAGGAACUCAACAGAGAAAAACAGGCUUUAAAAGAAGCUUUACAAACAAAAGAAAAAUUAGAAUCUGAAUUAUCUAAACUUCAGACAGAAUUAAAUGAAUCUAAAUCUCUAGUUGCAAUUGCAGAAUGUCAAAAAGAAAAUGAAAUAGAAGCAGAAAAACAAAAAUGCCAAGAAGAAAUUGCAUCACUUCAACAUAUAAUGAAAGAAGCUAUGGCAGAUGCAACUAGAAAUUCAUCUAGUAAAUUAGAAAAAGAACUCAUUAAACUUAAAAAAUUUAAUGAUAAAUUGGAAGCAGAAUUAAAUGAGAUUAAGAGUCAACAAGCAAAAGAGAGGGAAGGUGUUUUAGCUGUUGUAACAAAAUCUCUCAAACAACGAGUAGGAGGAUUAAGUAGCCCAAUUCCAUUCACUUCUUCUUCAGAAACAACAGAAAAUUUAGAAGAGAGCAUGAGGAAGAGUUGGCAACUGUUGAAAAUUCCAGUCUGUGGAUUAUGGAAGUCAUUGGAUAAAGAAGUGUGGAUUAAAGAGGCACAAGAAGAUGCUGAAAUGUUGAGAUCUUUAGUUGUACCUUUAGAAGAAGAAAUAAAAGCCCUCAAAGAUAAAUUACGAUCUACUGAUGAACAUCUGAGGAUGUAUGAGACUGCAUUCUCUGGAUUAGUUAAAGGUUUAGGAUCUGAUUCACUGGCUGAAAUGUUAAAAGGAAAAUCUCCUGCUGAAGUUGUUGGACAUUUAGAUGAUAAAUUAACUAGUUUAAGCCAAGGACUUCAAGCAGAAAAAGCUUCUAGAAGUGAUUUAGAAAUGUAUGUUGCUGUCUUGAAUACACAAAAGAGUGUAAUGCAAGAUGAUAUGGACAGAAUAAAGAAAGAGUUACAAGAAGUUUGUGAACUGUUAGAAAAGGAAAAAAGAGAGCAUGCAUCGUUAAAACGUACUUGGCAAAUGGCUAAUGAUCAAUUUCUAGAAGCACAGAGGCUCCAGUUUAUGGAUAUGCGGCGAAUGCAGAGUGUUUUGACUGCUGAACAGCAGCGUCAAGUUGCUGAAAUGCAACGUAAAGAUGCAGAAAUAAUGGAUCAGGAAAGAAGAUUAUCACGUUUACAAAUUCCACAUCAACUUGAAUCUCAAGAUAAACCAGAGCCUGGUACACCUUUAUCUACGAAGUUCGCUCGAAGAACAAUGUCACCUAUGAUGCAUCGUCGAUUUUGUUCUGCUGAUAGCAAAUCUGUAGAUUUGUUAGAUUCUUUAAUAUCAAAUUCAAAUAAAUGUCAGAGUGCACCUGAAGGGUUAAGUGAAACAGGAUUAGAUAUAUUUCAAGCAUCAUCUAGAAGCAAUACUUUGCAUUUACCUACAUCAUGUACAUACUGUAAAGAAGAAAAUCUUUGGCGUUCUGUUUCUCUUAAUGGACUUACAGAGAAAAGACUUGAACAUAAAAGAAGUCAAGAAAGUGAGAUAAGAGCUGAAACUCGUUCACUCUCUGGUUUGGAAGAUGGAUCAUCUAGCCCAUGGAGUCCAAAAAAAUUACCUAGUCUAACACAGGAUCAGCUUAAAGCUCUUUCUGAUAUUACACCAGAACUUGAAGCAAGAAAAUCUCUUUUGGAUAAUGCAAGAGCAGAAAUGGAAUCUUUUUCACUAGUAGGGAAAAGAUUAGUAAGUGAAAAAGAAUGGCAGCUUUUAGAGGAAGAGGUGAGAAGAGCUAGAGAAAAAUUGGGGCAGCCAUGUCAAAUGUGUAGCAAUUAUGAAUUACAAUUACAGCAACUACAAAGAGCAGAACAAGAACAGAAAAGAAAAAUGUCUACUCUACAGCAAGUACAAGAAAGGUAUAAAGAAGAAUUGACAAAACAACAGACAUAUUGUCAAGAAAUGGAACAAAAAUUUAAUGACAUGGCACAGGAUUCACGCAAUCAGGUUUAGUAUUGAAGUUAAAAAAUUGUCAUUCAAAAUUUUUAUAUUGUUAGUUUAACUUUUUCCUGG
Molecule: messenger RNA, 2296 nt
Organism: Centruroides sculpturatus (bark scorpion)
Lineage: Eukaryota; Metazoa; Arthropoda; Arachnida; Scorpiones; Buthidae
Product: rab GTPase-binding effector protein 1-like
Exons: 14
Coding region: 275-2236 (653 amino acids)
Biological process (GO): endocytosis
Cellular component (GO): intracellular membrane-bounded organelle
Molecular function (GO): GTPase activator activity; growth factor activity
Source: RefSeq, a predicted model, not a curated record